Penicillium canescens is the source of this 1329-nucleotide messenger RNA. Its product is annotated as alpha/beta hydrolase. The coding region runs from base 1 to 1329 and encodes 442 amino acids. Lineage: Eukaryota; Fungi; Ascomycota; Eurotiomycetes; Eurotiales; Aspergillaceae. The transcript has 4 exons. The record is from RefSeq and is a predicted model, not a curated record.
AUGGAACCCUUAACUACUGAUGUGUUUCGCGUCAUCGAGCAUGUUGUUCCUUGUCAGCAUAUUAGCGAAUACCCCGGAGCAAAAGCAAACGGACAGGCCAAUGAUUUGAAACUGGCAGUGAAGCAGUACAUUCCGAUUGAUAACCCUGACCCACAAACUGGCGAUGUGACCAUAUUGGCCGCGCACGCCAAUGGACUUACUAAGGAACUCUAUGAGCCCUUCUGGGAAGAUCUCUAUGCGUCUUCAAAAUCCCAAGGAUUCAAUAUCCGAGCAAUUUGGAUGGCAGAUGUAUCAAACGAGGGACAGAGUGGUAUCAUCAAUGAGGGAAUUCUCGGAGAUGACCCGAGCUGGUUUGAUCAUUCCCGGGAUCUCCUUCAUCUUGUCAAUGUUAAGCGCUCUGAGACGCCACAGCCUAUAAUUGGUGUUGGGCACAGUCUGGGUGGCAUACCGAUCGCAAACCUAAGCUACAUGCAUCCCAGACUCCUACACUGCCUUAUUCUCAUGGAACCCGUCAUUCAACGUGAGAGAACGAAGCUAGACGAUCACCGGAAUCUCGACAACAGCCAGAUGGCCACUGAAAUAACCAAGCUCUCUUUAUUCAGGCGUGACAAGUGGCCUUCCCGAAAGGCAGCAGCAGCAAGCUUCCAACGCAACCCUUAUUUCCAAAUCUGGGAUCCAAGAGUGCUGAAGAAGUGGAUCAAAUACGGACUACGCGACACCCCGACAGCAGUCUAUCCUCUAGAUAACGAGCCACACGACAAGACCGAUAGGGGAGACAUACCCGUUACAUUGACAACGACACGUCACCAGGAGGUGUUCAACUCCACAAGGCCAGUUUGGGACUAUUCAGGCCGUUCUGGCAGCCACCUUACACAUCCAGACCUUGACCAGUCAAUACCAAAGUCCUACAGAUUUUAUCGCCCUGAAUCAGCUCGAGUCUUUGCGCAACUUGCGUUUCUCAGACCAAGCGUGCUAUACAUAUAUGGCAGUAAAUCUGGCUUGGCGUUUCCAGCUUUGACAGCUGACAAACUCCGAAAUACCGGCACAGCAGUGGGCGGCAGUGGAGGUGCUGCGAGGGGUCGUGUCAAGGAGAUAUUGCUGGACCAGGUUGGGCACUUGAUUCCCCUAGAGGCCCCUCAGCGCUGCGCGGAAAAUGUCGCUCCCUGGCUGCGCUCUGAAUUGAGCCGUUGGCAUUCGGAAGAGAAAGCCCUUGCCGCCAGGUUUGAUAGGGCCACAGCCACUGAACAAGCCUCCAGUAGCGAUCAAUGGAAGGAACUCUUCGCUAGCCGAGGAAGUCGCCCGCAAGGCCCUGCCACGUGGAAGCUGUGA